AUGCCUUUCCAUCAGUACGACUACAUUUUCGCCAUUGGCACCAUUUUCGCCGCGCUCGAUGCGUGGAACAUUGGUGCCAACGAUGUGGCCAACUCGUGGGCGACUUCGGUCGCUUCACAGUCGUUGACAUAUCUCCAAGCAAUGGUGCUCGCCUCCAUAAUGGAGUUUGCUGGCUCAGUCGGUGUGGGUGCCCGCGUUGCCGACACGAUCCGAACGGGCAUUAUCAAGACGUCCCUCUUCGAAAAUGACCCUGCGCUUCUCAUGCUCGGGAUGGUGUGCGCCGUGGUUGCUUCCUCGCUGUACCUGACCUUCGCAACCCGCGUUGGCAUGCCCGUUUCCACCACACACUCCAUCAUGGGCGGCGUAAUCGGCAUGGGUGUUGCCGCCGUUGGUACUAGUGGUAUUACGUGGGUCGGUUCCGGAGGCGGUACUGCGACCAUCAGUUCUGGCGUUGUCCAAGUCUUCCUUGCAUGGAUCAUUGCGCCUGGCCUGUCUGGUUGCUUCGCCGCCAUCCUCUUCACAAUCACUAAGUACGGCGUCAUGCUGCGCAAGAACCCUGCCGUCAAAGCCUUGCUCUACGUCCCCUUCUAUUUCGCCCUCACGGCUGCGCUGCUCACCAUGUUGCUUCUCUGGAAGGGCGGUGGCUACACCAUCAACCUUACUGAUCCCGAGAUUGCCGGCACGAUCGUUGGCGUAGGUGCCGGCUGGGGUCUCCUCAUGAGUAUCACGAUUGUGCCCUGGAUGUACCGCGUUGUCCUCUGCGACGACUGGCAGCUCCGCUGGUGGCAUAUUCCUCUCGGUCUUCUUCUGCUUCGCCGCCCUGCUCCCCCGCCUAUGCCCGAGGAUGUCCAAGUCGUCAAGGACUACUACGAGGGCCGCCUCACCAAGGAGGAGCUUGCGGCACGCAAAGCUGCCGAGCGUGGCGACGUUGAAGGUGUUGGUGCUGAGGGUACCGAGAAGAAGGUUUCCAAUGGCGAGAAUUCCGACGCUGGCUCUGAGGGCCCCAGCGCUCCCCAGGCCCCACCCCGCAAGAGUCUCGUCGGCCCCAAGCCCGAAGGCGUUUGGUACUCCGUCCCUGUGCUCUUCUGGUACGUCAAGUGGGCCUUGCUGCGCGGUGUCGACCAGGAUGUGGUCAAAGCUCAGGACAACAAGAGCGCGCUCUCCCGCAAUCUCGAUGAGGUGCACGCCUACGCCGCCCACUACGACAACAAGGCCGAGUACAUGUACAGUUUCCUGCAGGUUAUGACCGCUAUGACGGCUUCCUUCACCCACGGCGCGAACGAUAUCGCCAAUGCUAUUGGCCCUUAUGCAAGCGUCUAUCAGAUCUGGAACGAAAUGGCUCUCCCGGCCAAGGGCAAAGCUGAGGUUCCCGUCUGGAUUCUGGUUUUCGGUGGUGCCUGCUUGGUCAUUGGUCUCUGGACAUACGGCUACCACAUCAUGAGGAACUUGGGCAACCGCCUGACUCUGCAAUCACCUUCGCGUGGUUUCUCCAUGGAGCUUGGCUCUGCGAUCACGGUCAUCAUGGCCACCCGGCUGAAGCUCCCUGUCUCCACCACCCAGUGCAUCACUGGCGCUACCGUCGGUGUUGGUCUCUGCUCUGGCACGUGGCGGACCAUCAACUGGCGUAUGGUCGCCUGGAUCUACGGCGGCUGGAUCAUUACGCUUCCCAUGACCGGUAUCAUCUCGGGCUGCCUGAUGGGCAUCAUCAUCAAUGCUCCCCGUUGGGGCAUGUCGGAUUAA
Canariomyces notabilis is the source of this 1740-nucleotide messenger RNA. RefSeq names its product phosphate transporter. Gene Ontology annotation, cellular component: membrane. Gene Ontology annotation, biological process: phosphate ion transmembrane transport. NCBI's taxonomy places the organism in Eukaryota, Fungi, Ascomycota, Sordariomycetes, Sordariales, Chaetomiaceae. Bases 1 to 1740 code for a protein of 579 amino acids. The transcript has 4 exons. The record is from RefSeq and is a predicted model, not a curated record.